This is a messenger RNA of Dufourea novaeangliae, 2126 nucleotides long. RefSeq names its product X-ray repair cross-complementing protein 5-like. The transcript has 14 exons. Gene Ontology annotation, molecular function: telomeric repeat DNA binding; double-stranded DNA binding; DNA helicase activity. Gene Ontology annotation, cellular component: Ku70:Ku80 complex. Gene Ontology annotation, biological process: telomere maintenance; cellular response to gamma radiation; cellular response to X-ray. The record is from RefSeq and is a predicted model, not a curated record. Lineage: Eukaryota; Metazoa; Arthropoda; Insecta; Hymenoptera; Halictidae. Bases 239 to 1912 code for a protein of 557 amino acids.
UCAAUUCUUGGAAGAACGUGGAAAGUAUUUUUAAUUUGCUAUUAGUAUUUUAAUUGUUGUAAUUAAUUAUAAUGACGUAUAUGUAAGACGUCAUGAUGAAUGAUUGGUAAAUAAUCUUCGUAUCAAUUUCGGCAGUAAGUGGAAUAAAAAGCUGUCAUUUUAUAGGUGGACUUCUUAAUAAACAAUUACAAAAUACAUUCAUCUGUAAUAGUGUACAUGUAAAUCGACUGUGUGCAAAAUGCCACCAAAACCAGCAAAGGAAACAUUGAUAUUCUUAAUGAAUAUAGGAGUAACAUCUUCUGAUAAACAAAGUAAUCCAUCCUUGAUUGAGAAGGCUAAACAUAUUAUGAAGAGAAUUGUUGAAAGGAAGAUCUUUCUGCAACCAAAGCAUGAAAUUGGAGUUAUAUUGAUGGGUUCUUCUAUUACAAAGAACAGCUUAGAUACAGAACACGUGGAAGAAUUUUUAGAUAUUCAGAUACCAAAUUGGAACAUGAUAGAGAAAAUUAUGCUUCUACAAGCCACAAACUAUUGUUCCAAUUGGGUAGAAGCACUUAUUGCGACAGUCAACUAUAUGAAGAAAAAGGUUAUUGAUGCUUGCUUGAGAAAAGUAAUUCUUAUGUCAGAUUUUAACGAGGAAGAAGAUAUUAUCUCACAGUUUCAGAUAGAUGAAAUUGCAGACAUAAUUUCUACAAGCGAAAUUGGUUUGCUUUCAAUAGGUGAAAAAUCAUUAGAUGAAACUUCUCUUAAUAUCAGCAAGCAGUUUCUUAAGGCUUUACUCACGAAGAUUAAGGGUCAACAUAUAAUAUUUGAUAAUGCUAUAUCAGACUACAGAUUUUAUGAGCAAGUACCAACAAAUCCUAUGCCAUGGAAUGCUACCUUAGAAUUAAUUGACAUAAAGAUACCAAUUGCUAAUUACUUGAAAGUAACUGAUGAUAAAAAAUUUCCGUCAUGGAAAUUGGCAAAGGAGAAAAAAUCACUUAAAUCGGUAGUACGGUACUUGGACCGGCAGAGAACAAACUAUAAAAGAGAUGAAAUUGUAGCAGGCUACAAAUAUGGGGGAGAGUUUGUUUCAAUCAAUGAUGAAUCUUUGCGUUAUAAAAGCGGACCGCAAAACUAUAGUAUUUGCAGUUUUACAAGCAGAGAUAAUAUUGAUUUGGAGUACUGGUACGACAAAACUACGCGAGUUGUUUUACCUUCGCCUCGAGUGGAAUACGCGGCUAGGCCAUUUUACAAUUUGGUCCAAGCGAUGCAUAAUAGAAAUUUGGUCGCCAUUGUAAGAAAAGUUUAUAGAGAGAAUAGUGCACCUCAAAUGGUAGCAUUAUUCCCAUGUAUUGAUGUUCCAGAUGAACCAUGGUGUCUGGUAGAGAUAGCAUUAGCAUUUGCAGAAGACAGAAGAGUGAUAGAGACGAGACCCAUGAAGUCUGUUAUUAAACAGUUAACAAAUGAACAAAACGAAGCUGUAGAUAAUUUAUUAGACUCGUUAAUGCUACCCGAUACAGAAGACAGUUACGAAGCGGAUGGACGUCACUGUUUCCUACCAGGAUGCGAGCCUGAUCCAGCAUUACAGCACAAGUGGCACAUGUUAUCUUAUCGCGCACUUCAUCCCAAUGAACCGUUACCACUUAUGGACAAUUAUUUAAAAGAAGUUCUGGAAGAUUCAUCGUUGAAAGAGAAUAGUAAAUAUCAUUUACAGAAAAUCGCGAAAUUAUUCAAGUUGGAAAGCAUAGAGCCCAAAAAGACUCGAAGGGAUGCAUCCAAGGAAGAAGAUAAUAUUCAGAAUGUUGACAUGACUAAUGUCGAAGAGUCUGUGAAAAUGGAUGAUAAGUUUGAUGCAAUGGACUCUUUUGACGAAUCAGUUAUGUCCUUGGAUACCUCGGAUAUUGAUGUGGCUGACUUGGCGGACAACAUAUAGUAAUAGUGUUUGGAAUUCCUCUGUCAAUGAAAUUUCGUAAAGAGAUUAAUCUUAUAAAGUCGUCAUCUACUUGACGCAUUGCCUUCCUCUUAAGUAGACUAUAAGCGAGUAAAAUAUUUUUGUACUUAUAGACGUAUUAUGAAAAAUAUUGUACAGAAGGGGUCAUGAAAUAAAGUGGAAUAAUAAUUGGAAGAAAAGUAAUCCUUGAGACGAA